This is a messenger RNA of Nelumbo nucifera (sacred lotus), 2062 nucleotides long. RefSeq lists its product as uncharacterized. NCBI's taxonomy places the organism in Eukaryota, Viridiplantae, Streptophyta, Magnoliopsida, Proteales, Nelumbonaceae. The record is from RefSeq and is a predicted model, not a curated record. Gene Ontology annotation, molecular function: zinc ion binding.
CUCCCCAAUCUGGCAAUCCCUUUGAGGCUUUGACUGUGACUGUGAGUCUAUGAAACGCGCGUCUUGAAUUUUCUUACCAGUUCCCCUUCAAAUUCUUCUCCAGUAAACCGACAACUCCGUUUCUCUGAAUUCCUGUGUAAGAGAUCUCACAACACCCAGCGACGGGGGGCGAUUUCAGUCUUCAGCUGGUGGAUCAACGUAGAUGGAAAACCAGAAAGGGGACAAUUGAGGUUGAUUUAGUGGAUAAUCUGGUCACUCUAUGAGAAUCAUAGUUUGUUCUUCAUCCAAGAUGAGUAAUCCCCUGAAUUCUGUGUACCACCUACAUUGGAUAAGCAGUAGGAUGAGGUAGUAUUUCUUUGUCUUUUAUUUGUCUGUGUGUGUGCAUCUUCAUUUAUUUUGUAUCAAGGCCUCAUCUAUUCUGACUCUUAUUUUUCCUCAGCUACUGCAAUAACCCAUAUGGUUUUUUAUGGUGAAAUGGAAUAUUGGCUUGCAUAGCCAACCACAAUUAGUUAGAAUAAGGUUUCACUGAGUUGAACUAGUUAUUCUCAAGGAUGGAUGUUCCAGUAAAAGAUUUGGGACCUAAUAAUAACAAGCUUGAGGCAGUAAAGGAAGGAUGCCCCUUAUUCCAUUGUGAUCUUUAUGAUUCAGAAGUGGUGCACAAAAUAGCACAAAUCUUCCUACCAGGAUUAGCCACAGCUUGUGUUGAUAACACGACUGGUGGUCUCUUCAAGGACCCUUCUCUUGUCGCUGUUGAUAUGAGAAAGGAAAUGGUGGAAUAUCUUACCCAGAGAAGUGAAUCAUAUAUUGCUGAAUCAAUGAUCCAAGAAGAUUGUCCAGAUAUAGAAUUAUCUGAGCAUCCUACUGAUAUCAUUUCAGAUUUCAUUGAUGACUUCAUAAGUUCUAAAAGGAACUUGUUUACUCGUGUUUCAAGUUGGUUACUGAGUGAAAAUAGGGAGGAUAAGAUAGAUGAUAUUGUAGAAGAGAUGGAAAUAAAUGGGUUUUGGUUGAUGGAUAGAAGGGAAGCUAUUGCAUGGACUCUUCUGAAGAAUGUUGAUUUCAAGAAUACAUUCUACUGUAAAAUGAAAUUUGACACCACUGAAGAGCUAGCUGAGCAUGGCAGCAAAUGCAUUUUUAGGUCUGUAAGCUGCAUGAAUAAGGACUGUACUGCUAGUUUUUGUGCAGUACACAUGGAAAAGCAUGAUUCAGUAUGCCCUUUGAAGGUCCUUCCAUGUGAACAGAAGUGCUCAGAGAAUAUCAUAAGAUGUGAGAUGGAUAGGCAUUGCAUUACUGUUUGUCCAAUGAAGCUUGUCAAUUGUCCUUUCUACAUGGUGGGUUGUCAAUGCUCAAUUCCUCAAUGUAUGAUUGGAAAACACUGCCAAGACUUCCUCUAUUCUCACCUGCAUUGCAUUCUCCAAAUAAUUCAUAAAGAAGCAUCUGAGAAGGAUCUGAAGCUUCGGGUGGAACUGCUGGAAAAGUCAUCCUCCCUUGCUCAGCUGUCAGAAACUCAGGAUAUAAGAUCUUUAAUCUUCAUGGUCAAGGAGCUAGAAGCAAAGGUGGACCCACCAGAACAUGUUAUCACCAAUUGAAGUUGGUGAAGAGUGUAUAGAGACUGCAAAUAUGCCGACAGAAGUGCUAAAAGAGGUAGAAAACUAAUUUCAGCCUUCUCAAGAAGACAUUGAUCGCCAAGACAUUGGCCGCAAAUAUGCGGACAGAAGUGCUAAAGGACGCAGAGAACUAAUUUCAGCCUUCUCAAUAAGAUAUUAACAUGAAACCAGGGUCUGGAAAUAUAGAUUUACCUAGGCAAAGGCUGACAAGAGAUGCGAGUUCCCCUCUUUUUCAUAUGUUCGUGACAGUAUCAAGUCUUUCUCAUCAGGGUAUUAUUUUUAGUUUCAUAUGGAUGGAAGAUGAUGUGAUUAUGUAUCUUCUGUAGAUUUUCUUGACCCUGUGGGGCGGGAACCCCAUCUAUCCAUCUUUCAUUUGUUUAAAUUGAUUAAUUUAUUGAAGUGACGUAAGGAGUAUGACUUCUCAUUGCUAAAUUAAUGCUUCUGCAAUUUUUUCAUCA